AUGUCAUUCCUCGCCUCCGUUCGCUCAACAAUCGCUCCGCGUCUGGCUCUUCGCCCUGCCUACGCCAGCACCACCCUCGCCUCUCCCUUCCAUACCUCCUCCGUCCGUCCGGGCCUCAAGGAGUCGGAUCACAACCGCGACGAGCUGCACAAUAUCUACGAGCAGGAGAAAGAGGACACAGUGAAGAGCUCCAAGGAGGGCAAGGCGAAGUGGAAGCAGGAAUUGGCGAGUAACAGUGAAGCUUCGGUCAAGGCCGAUCGGGGCGAUCUCGACGGCGAAGAGCCGGACUUGAAGGAUUUGCAGAACAAAACGAAGCAUCUGCCUCACGAGAAAGAGGCGAGUAAGCGACAAUAG
This is a messenger RNA of Aspergillus steynii IBT 23096, 354 nucleotides long. RefSeq lists its product as uncharacterized. The record is from RefSeq and is a predicted model, not a curated record. NCBI's taxonomy places the organism in Eukaryota, Fungi, Ascomycota, Eurotiomycetes, Eurotiales, Aspergillaceae. The transcript is spliced from 3 exons. Bases 1 to 354 code for a protein of 117 amino acids.